This is a messenger RNA of Oreochromis aureus, 733 nucleotides long. RefSeq names its product complement C1q tumor necrosis factor-related protein 6-like. NCBI's taxonomy places the organism in Eukaryota, Metazoa, Chordata, Actinopteri, Cichliformes, Cichlidae. Gene Ontology annotation, molecular function: protein binding. Bases 23 to 652 code for a protein of 209 amino acids. The record is from RefSeq and is a predicted model, not a curated record. The transcript is spliced from 3 exons.
GUGAAAUUGGAUCAUUUGGACGAUGAAUCCCAGCAGUUUAUUGCUGAUUUUGUUGUGUUGUGGUCUGACUUUGGCCCAGGACACUAUCGAAACACAAUCACCUUCAUGCGUUGACACAUGUAAUAACGCCAAAGAGUUUGGUGCCAUGAGAGAAAAAAUACAUUCUUUGGAAACCAAGAUGAUGAACAUUGAAAACAGGCUGACAGGCUACGAAAGUCGCAUUCUGCAGGUGGAACAAAAGGAGAGAAACAUGGUCAUAUUCAGUGCUGGAAUUGGGGGACGUUUACCAUUGGGUCCCUUUGACACAGACCAAACUAUAAUCUACGAUAAAGUGUUUAUAAACACUGGAAAUGCCUACAACGAACUCACAGGUAUCUUCACAGCACCUGUUUCAGGUGUGUACUAUUUUACCUAUUUCUGUCAUUCUGGAGGUGUCCGUAAAACAUCGCUGCAUUUGUACAAGAACAAUGAGGUGAUACUGCACAUCCAUGAUCACCAGUCAGCUGACGGGGCUGAUAAUGGAGGAAAUGCGGUGUUCCUGCAGCUGCAGCAGGGUGAUACAGUCUAUGUGCGCUUAAAGGCAAAUUCACAUGUCUAUAGAUCCGGCACAGUAACAAAUUUCAGUGGAUUUUUGGUCAAACAAAACAAUUAAAAAUAGAUGUACAUGUCUUUGAAGUUGUAUUUAGCUGCAGUGUUUCUUGUGUGUGCUCCAAUAAAACACAUUUAAAUCAUA